This is a messenger RNA of Tuber aestivum (summer truffle), 1959 nucleotides long. The record is from the annotation of a GenBank genome assembly. Lineage: Eukaryota; Fungi; Ascomycota; Pezizomycetes; Pezizales; Tuberaceae.
AUGCCUUCAUUCUUCACUUUUCAGCAAGGUUCCUCCGAUACCCGCUCACUUCCGCCGUCGGAGACGGAGUCGUUACGAUUUGGCCGCUUCAGGGCCAUACCUUUGCACCUGCAGCAGCAACAGAGGAGGAACGUGGGCAGUUUAUUCACGGCGUUUCCGGAGACUUCGGCGCUGACGAGGCCGCUGCUGUCGGGCGGCGGCGGUGGUGGGGGUUAUGGCGCGAUUGAUAUUUCACGAGGAGGAAACGAAGUGAGGAACGAUGAUGAUGAGGAUGAUGGUAUUGAUGAGCGCUGGUGGCUUGAUAGGGUGCUAAUUAGUCCUAGGAAGAAGACUGUGGCUUGGAUGAUGGAGAGAUGGUAUCGGCGGUUGGGGGUCUUGGUGGUUUUACCGGCCGGAAUAGUAAGCCCCCACAUCGUGAGGGUCACUACUAGCUGGACUGAUAAUCAGGGUGCGCUAUCAUAGACCAUAGUUUGGUGCGGUAUUCCGUUUCCAAAGCACCCUCUCCGCGCGCCACCCGCGAUACCAGUAGACGCGCUCCUAUCACCCCUGCGAGUUCCCGUAGAUUAUCGUGGCAAGGGCUUGCUCGAGGUGUUAUGGGCCGCUAUUCACAACCUCUUUGACGCAUCGGCGAUCCGUGAUGUGAUAUCUUCCUCCCUCCACCCACUCGUCUCUCGCGGCGAUAUCGAUGGAGAGGAGCACCAACGAGGCGGUGGACCUGGUCACGGAGAAGGGGUAGUCCGCAUAAACUUCUGGUUCUUCCUGCUUUGGUACUACGCGUUCUACAACCUCGUCGGGCUCUUAUGGAUCACAAAGCUAUUCAACCUCUAUUCCGUGAAUUGGUACCACCCCCUCCCGCAACGGGGAGUGAUCCGAAUUGACAAUCUGCAAAACAGGUGGCCCAGCAGGCUCGGCUUUCCCCCGGCGUUUACCCUCUUCAACCUCUUCCCCCUCAUCCUCGCCAUCCCGAUAUACCACUUCUCUCCACCAUCACUACUAAACCACAACCUGACCUGGAUCCUCCUGACCUUCACAACAAUGUCCGGCCCAGUCCUGAUCUCGUUUCUGGUCCUUCUCUCCGAACGCCGUUCCGCGCUGCGCACACGUUCAAUGCGCAACCCCUUCCACGCCACCUUCUCUCCACUGCGCUGGAACAGGCGCCAACGCUGGGGCUUAACCCGCUCCUUUACACGUUUCAUCUGGUUCUGCACCGCGUUAAUCCUCUCAUUGAUAGCCUUUGUCCUCGGCGAGGCCUACGCAGAAGUCUACCUGCGCACACUCCCGCACACAUCUCUGGAAACCGUGAUAUACGUCUGGAGCUGGAUCGCGACCAUCCACUUUCUCGACGCAACGACCGGGUGGAUCCUGGGCGCAAAGGUAGGCAGCUACCCCCUUGGCUGGGUCUUUAAGUUGUACUUUGCGACAACGUACCAGACAUACGUACGCGCGCUAUACGCUCGGCUGCGCUCACCAAGUCAGUUCGCGUACUUGCAAUUGUUAUCGUCGAGUAUUGUUAUCAUCUACCACCCACUCUCUAUGACCCCGUUGUUUCACAAAGCCUAUACGCGCCUGCACCUGACAGAUCAGACCUACCCUGAAUACCAGAAAUACCUCGGUCGAAGUUUCUUUGUGCGUGGGCUUGCCGAGAACGUUACAAUGGUGGCGUGGCUGGGCUGGGUGCUCGCCUUGCAUUACGGGUGGAAUAGAGAGGUGUAUCCCUACUUUUCCUUCGACGAGUUCAACUUCAAGCUCACAUUUUACGCGUCUGUUGUGACGUGGGCCUGUGAGACUAUUGCUAGAUGGUGCGUUAGGGGGAUUGUGUGGAGAGGGUUCGGGUUCGAGGUUAUGGGCGAGGGGGUUAAGGAUCUGGUGGGGUUCGACGGGUUGUUGCCGGCCGUCCUUGCGGUUCAGGUGCAUGUUUUGCAGAACAUGCUUGUUAGUAUUGCGCGGUUGAGGUUUUAA